AAAUCUCUAAAGCUGAUCAGCCUGCUUCUUCAGCUUCUUCGUUUUCACACGUGCUUGUCUAUCCAAAUACGUUAAAUAUAUCUAAACUGUCAACAAUGGGACGGAAGCCACAAAGUGGUGACGUACUCGAAUACAGAAUACCAUCUUCCUAUCUUACAUUCAACCAAGCCUCGACUAAGCAAAUCUGGGGCGUCGGUAUAUACACUUACGACUCUGACAUUGUUAAAGCCAUUGCUCACUCGGGAAUCUACAGACUCAAACAAACCCCACCUGACAACGAUCUGUCAGUGAAAAUAAGGUAUUCUCCCGGGCUUAAUUUGUAUUGUGGAGCAAUCAGCAACUCGUUCAAAAGUGAUGAACACAAGCAGUGCAGUUUGAGCUACGUCAUUGAAAGUGUCUCGACCAUUCCUAAAGGGAGUGCUAAUGCG
Molecule: messenger RNA, 428 nt
Organism: Paraglomus occultum
Lineage: Eukaryota; Fungi; Glomeromycota; Glomeromycetes; Paraglomerales; Paraglomeraceae
Source: the annotation of a GenBank genome assembly